UGAAUAAAGUCAUCCUACAAAAAUAAAUUUACAAAGUAUUCGGGAAAAUAUUUGGAAUUUUUUUUUUAAUGUGGAAAAAGACUACAUUUAGCAUAUCUUAUACCAAAUAGCAAAGUAGCCCUUGGUGGAAACGGUUUGGACACGAAUGAUAAGGAAAAGGCAAACACAUAGAACUACAAUAUAUAACAACAUAUCACCACAAUCCCUAGACAGGCUUGUGCAACUAUACAUGCAACAGUUUAUCUGAUUGAUUGAUUGGGUACACUGCAGAGUUAGUUUUAUGGCUGAUUUUAGAGUCAUAAAUAAUGCUGGUGUUCAUGCAGUGUUAAAAUUUGUACUUUUAUUGUUCAUAUAACAUUUUUGUUACACAAGAACACAAUAAGGCCUCUGCAGGCGUAGAAGCAUGAUGCUGAGUUUUUUCCCCCCCUGACAUAAAUAUGAGAAGGUGACCUUUUUGGAUCCCGGGGCCCUUGCCUGCAGGUUCUACAGUGUAUAUCACUUGGAGCUGAGUGGAUCUACAGCGAUCACUUGUGUCCAAAAUGGGUCACAAACAAAGUCUUUUGAGCAAACAGACAUCCACAGCAGCUCCUCCUCGCAAGUGUGAGUUAUAUGCAACAUGCUCCAGAAAGUAGCAUUUUGUAAUGCUGCUUAUGUAAAGCAUUACAUAAAACAAUGAAGCAAGCCAUGCAACCAAGCCUAUUUGUGUGUGAAUUUAAUGAUUGUCUUUAGCUACAAUGAUAUCUCAGUGGUGUGCCAGUUGUGUGGUGUAAAAAAAUCAUGCGUGUAAAAAGGUAAGAGUUGUGUGUUUGUUGUGUUUGCAGUGUCAGGCUGCCAUUCACUGUAAGAGGUUAUACAACAACACUAUUGCGUUAUAUAAGUAGGCCGAGCGACUGACCAAUGGGAGCGCUCCUCGACUGUCACGUGACGGCCCUUGGCAGUCUUUGGGCGAAGUGGACACGAAAGACAGCACGACGCGCUAGCUUCCUGUGCUAGCUACGGAAUUAACAGCAGAGCGACAACUUGGCUGUUUUGGAUGGUCGGUCGGUCUUUUUCUAACAUGAAUAACGAAAUUCAUAUAGGAUUGGGAAAUGAUCUGGACUUGACUGGGAGUCGAUUCGUGUGCGGAGGGCCAUAAAGCGGCGAGCUAGGCGUUAGCUCGAUGCUAGCUUGACGGUAGUUCGACAUUAGCUCCGGGUUAGCUAACUGGCUAGCGUCUUACAUAAACCAUUUCGCUCCGUUGCUAACAUUAAUAGACGUGAACUUUACUGCGCUAAUUAUAAAUUAUAUGUGGCCUUUUUAUUAGUUUAAUGGAUAACUUGAGUUAGCGCUGCGAUGGACACUAUUAAGCUUCUUAUUUGUUAAACCCGGAGGAUUUCACUUCCCAGCUGCACUGGCUGUGUAUUAAUGCAAAGUGAGCUCUAGAUAAAUACAAUAUAGUUUCUUUAAAACAUUUUUUUUCUGUCCUAAAAUUGUGCUUAAAGGGUAGAACAGCACGGAAAUUGAAGCGAUACGGAGAAAAGUUGAGUGGGAGGAGGAGGAGGUGGAGCGACCGCAACCAGCUAUAUUACAAAAUAGCUGUCCGGUGAUUCAAAAUGAAUCCGAAUCUGCUCCCAAUGGGCAGUAGUGGACCACAUUCCGGUGUUUGUUUUGGCCGCAGGGAACUUUACUUUAGAGUAUGAUUAUCAUCUUUUAUAGACCCUUUUUGAAUUUAUUAGCGGAUUAGAAACUUUAAGGAGGGCCAUGGAGGUCAGGUCGCAGCCAAGUGAGCACCUCGUCCACCCUCUCUCCAACCCGGUAGCCCCCGGGAUCUGCCCGGAGAUGCUUGAGGUAGCCGAGGAGGCCGCCCGGGCUGGGGACUUCAGCCUGGCGGCCGAGAUCUACAGCUCGCAGCUGUCCGACCUCCAGCAGCCGGACAGGGGCUUAUGCCUGAGGAAGGCGGACUCUCUGGUGCGCGCCGGGAGGAUCUCGGAGGCGUUGGACUCUUACUGUGCGGCGGCCAGUCUGGGCAAGUUGCGCCCGGAGGAGCUGCCGCUGCUGGUGGAGAGCACCGCCCGGGGCCUCCGCGAGAAGGAGCUGGGCUUACGAAGCAGCGGCAGAGACAAUGGGGAGGACUGCGACGGGGAGUGCACCGAGGACGAGGCUCUGGACUUGUUCUCCUGCGGCCUGUGUAGAUGUCUUCUCCACGAGCCCUCCACCGUGGAGUGCGGGCACACGUUCUGCAAACGCUGCCUGGAGAGCGACUCUGUCACGGACUGUGUGCACUGCAAACAGGCCCUGGUGAGGAAAGAGGGGCUGCCCAAUGGACGGAGACUCAACGUGGUCCUCAGCGGCCUGCUGGACAAGCUCUUCGCCACGGAGAGCAGGGCCCGGAAGCUGUGGCUCGAAGGGGAGGUUUUGUGGCACAACCAGAACCUGACCGAGGCCCUGCAGAAGUACGACGAGGCCGUGGAUUUGGCGCCCUCUUCAGGCAGACUGCUGUGCCAGCGGGCUGAGCUGCACCAGGAGAUGGAGAGCUCCAGUCAGGCUCUGCAGGACGCCAGCACCCUCUGCAUGAUAAAGCCUCUCUGGCCAAAGGCUCACUACCUCAAGGCCACAACGCUGAGCCAAGUGGGUCGCAAUGACGAGGCCUUGCAGGAGUACUUGUUGUGUGUGGCUCUCAAGCCGAACUGGACCAAAGUCAAAUUGGAAGCUCAGAAGGUCCUCAGCGAGCUCUUCUCCUCCGUGUUUGAGAAACAAGACUUGCCGACGCCAUUGCACCCUCUGCAAGGCGGCAUAGCCUCACGCCUCAUCAAGCCACCCGCACUGCUGAGGUCGCUCAGGCCCGUCACACAGAAGCCUGCUUCAUCCUCACAGGACUCUGAUUUGUGCAUGACAAAAAGCGCCUCGGCAGACGAGUCGUCUUCUAGGCUCUCUGCUGCCUCUCCUUGGAAAUCUGACUCCUGUGUGGUUGGAGAGACCAGCAGCAAAAGCCUGGCUGCUGCACUGGCCACAGUACCAGCACCCCCUACUGGUGUGAAGAGGAAGCAAAGUGAUGACGCAUCUCUGGCAGCCUUCUACCCACCCUCUAAACUGCUCAAACCUGGCGAGUCCAGCAACACAACGACAGCAGCAGGAAGUAGGAGUGUUCCAAUGGAGCUAUUGGACAGUGGUGACAUGGAGUGUUCUCUCUGCAUGAGGUUGUUUUACGAACCAGUGGCCACGCCCUGCGGACACACCUUCUGCCUGAAGUGUUUGGAACGUUGCCUCGACCACAACCCCAACUGCCCUCUCUGCAAGGAGAACCUAUCAGAGUAUUUGGCCACCAGAGGCUACAACAAGACGCUGCUGAUGGAGGAAGUGCUGCAGCGCUACCUCAGCAGCGAGCUGGCAGAAAGGAAGAAAAUCCACGAAGAGGAGAUGAAGGAGCUCUCCAACCUGAACCAGGAAGUGCCCAUCUUCGUCUGCACCAUGGCCUUCCCCACAGUCCCGUGUCCGCUGCACGUGUUCGAGCCUCGCUACCGCCUCAUGAUCCGCCGCUCCAUGGAGACGGGCACCAAGCAGUUUGGCAUGUGCAUAGCGGACGAGCUCAAAGGCUUCGCCGACUACGGCUGCAUGCUGCAGGUGCAAGAUGUUAAAUUCUUCCCUGACGGCCGCUCGGUGGUGGAGACGGUCGGGGUGUCUCGCUUCAAAGUCUUAAGUCACGGCCAAAGAGACGGCUACCAUACUGCCAAAAUAGAAUACCUGGAGGACAAAAAGGUGGAAGGGGAAGAGCUUGCUGAGCUGCUGAAACUUCAUGACGCCGUGUACGAGCAGGCCAACAACUGGUUCACGUCGCUCAAAGACAACAUGAAGAGUCAGAUCCUCAGCCACUUCGGACACCUUCCCAGCAAAGACCCAGACCCUCAGGCAAGUCCCAGCGGGCCGGCCUGGUGCUGGUGGCUGCUGGCCGUCCUUCCGCUGGAGAACCGGGCCCAACUCACCAUCCUAUCCAUGACCACCCUGAAGAGCCGCCUCAUCGCCAUCCGCAAGGUCCUCAUCUUUGUCACGCGCAAGAAACCGCGAUGAGGCACCAACUGGACACCGCCAGGCGUUUGUGCACAUCCAUGCAGUCACUUUUUUUUUUUUUUGUUUGUAUUGAACUGCUGCUUCCUGUGUUCGUCUCUUCAUUUGACUCUGCUUUUGCUCUCUCUGCCUGGUCACAUGACUAACGGCAGCAGCGUCGUACUCUACUGUACAGAUUCACACACCUUUACAAACGGGAAGCAAAAAAAACGAAUGUACCGUCAGGCUGCCCGUUUUGGCGAGGAGGUCACAUCGUCGUCUUGAGGCGACAAAUCUUCCUGGCGUCUCUGCUGAUAACAUGUGCCGCCUCUUCUUGUAGCAUAUCCUAGCAUCCAUUAUACGCUUUUUUUCUUCUUCUUGUUGUUAUGCCGCCAAACUCUUAAGAUUUUCACAGCGCACUUUUAUCUGCUGUCCUUUUCCUUAGGAACUGGAGUGAUGUUUUGAUUGGACAGUGACCAAUCACCCUUGGUGUUGACUAACAUGACGCAACUUUGGUUUGAUGCUUGAAUGUGACCUCAGUUUUGGAGCUUGGUUGUGUAUAUUCAUGUAACAUGGAGGCCUUGUUUAUGUUCACUUUCUAAGUACAUUUACAAAUACACCCGGAGGCCCGACGCUUCCUUCAUUGUAGACUUCCUGAAUGUGUUCCCACUGUCGAAGCAUCUGUAGCAGCUUCUUGUGGACAAUAAAAGAACCGCUCUUAGCGCCAAUUGGUUAGAUGAGAAUGCUGAUAAUAAUGCUAAUUUAAAGGCCCCCGUCUGUGAGUGCAUUGCAAUCGGUGCAGAAUGUUCUGAUGAGAAACCCACUUAAAUAUCCUUGAAUGGGACUUAAACUGGCCUAAAAUAGUCUCCAGGGUCUAGUCAGACCUGGAACUUUCCCCAGAAUUCGGACCAUGGGUUGCUAAGGUGUGUGAUGUAAAUGUACCAUAAGCUCACUAAUUCUGACCUUCCAAAUGUUGGUGACCUCCGUUCACGACAUGCUGUAUUUACCAUGGAAUAUUUGUAAAGGGAAAUCUUGUAUCUAUUUUUUAUUGCCAAUAGAAACAACCAAAUCAUGUC
Doryrhamphus excisus (bluestripe pipefish) is the source of this 5096-nucleotide messenger RNA. It is a transcript of the gene lonrf2, whose product is annotated as LON peptidase N-terminal domain and ring finger 2. NCBI's taxonomy places the organism in Eukaryota, Metazoa, Chordata, Actinopteri, Syngnathiformes, Syngnathidae. Gene Ontology annotation, molecular function: ubiquitin protein ligase activity; protein binding. The record is from RefSeq and is a predicted model, not a curated record.